Molecule: messenger RNA, 1909 nt
Organism: Corticium candelabrum
Lineage: Eukaryota; Metazoa; Porifera; Homoscleromorpha; Homosclerophorida; Plakinidae
Exons: 19
Coding region: 76-1791 (571 amino acids)
Cellular component (GO): cytoplasm
Molecular function (GO): oxidoreductase activity, acting on the CH-OH group of donors, NAD or NADP as acceptor
Source: RefSeq, a predicted model, not a curated record
AUUCCCGGAUUGCCUAUUGCCGAGUUUCAAUCUGACAGCCAGCGUAGCUGUAGUGCUCGUACGUUAUCAUUAAUCAUGGAAUUAAAUGCUCCAACAAAGAAGCGUCGAAUGGGCGAAGGCAAGCUUGCCGGCAAGUUUGCGCUUGUUACUGCAGCUGCUCAAGGCAUCGGAGAGGCAACAGCCAGAAUGUUUGCUGCUGAAGGGGCGUCUGUAUUAGCAACUGACAUUAAUGAAACCAAACUGGCUGAGCUCAAAGAUGUUGAAGGAAUUCGAGUGGCUGUACUUGAUGUCUCGAAUAGCGAGGCUGUGACAAAACUGGUGGCGUCAUUACAAAACUUGGAUAUUCUCUUCAACUGUGCAGGGAUUGUCCAUGAUGGGAACAUAUUACACUGCAGUGAAAAGGACUGGGACACAUCAUGGAAUGUCAAUGUGAAAAGUAUGUUUUUCCUGUGCAAACAAGUCAUACCCAAAAUGAUGGCUAAUGGUGGUGGAUCCAUCGUGAACAUGGCAUCAGUAAUUUCUAGUAUCAAAGGUGCCGCCAACCGAUUUGUAUAUGGUACGACUAAAGCUGCAGUAAUUGGCCUCACUAAAGCCAUUGCUAUUGACUUUAUAGAGAAAAAUAUUCGUUGCAAUGCCAUCUGCCCAGGAACGGUUGAUACUCCAAGUUUGCAUGAACAUGUAAAUGCACAGCCAGACCCCGAAAAGGCAUACAAUGCGUUCAUUGCAAGGCAGAAGAUGGGUCGUCUGGGUAAAACAGAAGAAAUUGCAGCUUUAUGCACGUUCCUUGCAUCUGAUGAGGCAGCCUUUAUCACUGGGACAGAGUAUGUUAUUGAUGGUGGCUGGACUCUAUAUGUGGCAAGUCAGUUGGAUGGUGUGCUUUCCAUGUCGUCACAAUUCCAAUACUGUCACUAUCUCAAGACAUUGUGUGGUCACUGGUCAGCAGAUCAUCCAGCUAUUUGUAUGACUAUAUUUCUUUGGGUCCCGGAUUGUCUAAAUUUGCUAGGAGCGUGUAGCAUGGAAUUAGAUCCUCCAGCUAAGAAGCGUCGAACGGGAGAAGGCAAGCUUGCCGGCAAGUUUGCACUUGUUACUGCAGCUGCUCAAGGCAUCGGAGAGGCAACAGCCAGAAGAUUUGCUGCUGAAGGAGCGUCUGUAUUAGCAACUGACAUCAAUGAAACCAAACUGGCCGAGCUCAAAGAUGUUGAAGGAAUCCAAGUGGCUGUACUUGAUGUCACGAAUAGCGAGGCUGUGACAAAACUUGUAGCAUCAUUAGAAAAAUUGGAUAUCCUCUUCAACUGUGCAGGGAUUGUCCAUCAUGGGACCAUAUUAGACUGUAGUGAAAAGGACUGGGACAUAUCAUGGAAUGUCAACGUGAAAAGUAUGUUUUUCCUGUGCAAACAAGUGAUACCCAAAAUGAUAGCUAAUGGUGGUGGCUCCAUCAUCAACAUGUCAUCAGUAGCUUCUAGUAUAAAAGGUUCCGCCAACCGAUUUGUAUAUGGUACCACUAAAGCUGCAGUAAUUGGCCUCACUAAAGCCAUUGCUGUAGACUUUAUAGAGAAAAAUAUUCGUUGCAAUUCAAUCUGCCCAGGAACGGUUCAUACUCCAAGUUUGCAAGAACGGAUAAAAGCACAGCCAGACCCCGAAAAGGCAUACAAUGCCUUCAUUGCAAGACAGAAGAUGGGUCGUCUGGGUAAACCAGAAGAAAUUGCAGCUCUAUGCACGUUCCUUGCAUCUGAUGAGGCAGCCUUUAUUACUGGAACAGAGUAUGUUAUUGAUGGUGGCUGGAGCCUCUGACAUACACAGACAUGGAGACGGUUACUGGCAGUAAACUCUACUUUUGAUACUCGGGUGUAAUAUGUCAGUUGGAUGUUAUGCUUUCCAUGUAGUCACAAUCUCCAAUGCUGCCUUGAGA